Molecule: messenger RNA, 1584 nt
Organism: Cantharellus anzutake
Lineage: Eukaryota; Fungi; Basidiomycota; Agaricomycetes; Cantharellales; Hydnaceae
Product: CDF-like metal transporter
Exons: 12
Coding region: 260-1477 (405 amino acids)
Biological process (GO): monoatomic cation transport; transmembrane transport
Cellular component (GO): membrane
Molecular function (GO): monoatomic cation transmembrane transporter activity
Source: RefSeq, a predicted model, not a curated record
GCCUCCUGGAGAGACCUCCACGGACGUAAAUAUCUGGAACUAGCGUUUAAGUCUAUGGGCAGAACUAAUGCUCCGCACUCCCAAUUAAUAAUCGCAUUGAACCGAUUUUUAUGGCUGAUAUCGCCUUCGAAUGUCCGUUCCUGGGCCGCGGACCCGGAAUAAGGGUUGUCCUGCUUUCGAUUGGACCGUUGGCCAUGACUUCAGUAUUUAACCCCUAUGGCGAAAUCGACAGAGGCACAAGACGUUGAUUCUUCCUCCCAUGUCCAUUGAGGCACAGCCCGCGCAACUUACAGAGAACGGCGUCUCCUCCAUCCAUGAAGAGCAUAGGACAUCCUCGCCUUCCUCCUGUGACAGGAUGAUUGAACUGGACGUCGAGAAGCAACCGCCAGAGGAUUUGCUCGCAGACCCUUAUAUGUUAAGGUCGGCCAUGAAGUCUGCGUCUGAGUUGGAGGCCCUUCGGAAGAGGGGGAAGAAUGGGAAAGGAAUCGGAGCGUAUCACUCGAGGCAGAAUUCGCUCAUCGACAAUCUUCUGAAACCUAUCGAUGAGCAUUCCGAGGAUGCUAGGAUGGCUGAAGAAGCCGCGCGUCUUCCCAUUCAGAUCGCUGUUUAUGGAAGUUUGUUUGUAAACGUUAUGAUUUGCGUGCUUCAAGUGUAUGCGGCUGCCACAUCCUCAUCGUUAUCUCUGCUCGCGGCGGCAAUUGAGUCGAUUUUCGAUGUCGGUUCAAUCUUGGUGCUGAAGUACUUCCACUACAAGGCCUCCCGUCUUGACGUCGACAAGUGGCCCGUGGGAGGGAGUCGGCUAGAGACCAUUGGAAACAUUGCAUAUGGCGCAUUAAUGGGUUGUGUUAGCUUGGUAGUCGCUGUGGAAUCUAUGCGCACCAUUUUUUCCCAUAGAGACGAUCAGCUGAAUGGAUUUCACCAGCCAUCCAUUAUUGCCGCGGGUGCUGGCUUGGUUACCAAGCUAUGCCUGCUACUCUACUGCUUCCCUCUUCGUAAGUCGUCUAGCCAAGUUGAUGUCUUGUGGCAGGAACACCGCAACGAUUCUUGCAUUAGCGGCUUCGGCCUACUUAUGUCUGCUGGCGGCAGUAAACUGCGUUGGUGGCUUGAUCCCGUUGGAGGCCUCAUCAUUUCCAGUUCUAUUGUCCUCUCCUGGUGUAAGAGGGUUUCCACGGAGUUCGGACUCUUGGCAGGAAAAUCUGCCUCGCACGAAUUCAUCCAAUUGGUCACCUACAAGGUCGCCACCUUCUCAGACGAAAUCGAGAAAAUAGAGACGGUCAGAGUAUAUCACAGUGGUCCUGGUUAUUUCGUUGAAGUGGACAUCGCUAUGUCAAGAGAGACGCCUCUUUGGAAAGCGCAUGAUAUAUCGCAAUUGCUUCAGGACAAACUGGAAGUCCUGCCUGAGGUGGAGAGAGCAUUCGUGCAUGUCGAUCAUGAGACCACACGCUCCAUGGCACACCACCGCAAGAUCCCUCUGUGACAAUUCAACGAUGAACCGCCCCUCGCGACCUCGAUAGUUUUGCAUUUCAGGAUCGAUCCUGUGAGACUACAAUCUCUCGACAGUCCACACUAGCUUAAUACGCAGAA